UAGAAACUCAACAUCAUAUAUUCUUAAUUUGAUCAAUAGUCAAAAGUCAAAAAGAUAAACAACAUUAUUAUGUUUUUAUUUUUUUGGUCAAAAUAAUAUGUUUUCAUAAUAUCUAUUUUUUGGUAAAUUAAAAAGAAAAGAAAAGAGAGUUGGUAAAUAAUAAACCACCAAACCCGUCUUUUGACACAACAGUUGUUGUUGUUGUUGCCAUUCAUACGCGCUUCCAUCAACCCUUUGGUCUUGGAAGCCAAAUCAAACCUUUCAAUCCUCAAAAUUCGAAACUUUUCGUUUGCUUUACGUUCUCUCAAUUCAUAUUUAUAAGAAAGUCUGUUCCUUUAAUCAAUCAAAUCAAGAGACUUUGAAGAUUAUUGUUUCCCAAUUUGCGUCAAUCGGGAUCGAGUCAAAUCUUCUUCCACUCAUCAUCUGACAAUAGAUUGAAUCAAGGGAAUUGAGAUUUGCGGGUUUGUUCGGGUUCUUGGAUUUGAAGUGGUUAAGGGAUGGAUGAAAAUAAUGGAGGUUCAAGCUCACUUCCACCUUUCCUUACUAAAACAUAUGAAAUGGUAGAUGAUUCGUCUUCUGAUUCGAUUGUUUCUUGGAGCGAAAACAACAAAAGUUUUAUCGUCAAGAACCCAGCGGAGUUUUCAAGAGACCUUCUUCCGAAGUUCUUCAAGCAUAAGAAUUUCUCAAGUUUCAUCCGUCAGCUUAAUACAUAUGGUUUUCGAAAAGUCGAUCCUGAGAAAUGGGAAUUCUUGAAUGAUGAUUUUGUUAGAGGUCGACCUUACCUUAUGAAGAACAUUCAUAGACGAAAACCGGUUCAUAGCCACUCGUUACAGAAUCUACAAGCACAAAAUCCUUUGACGGAAUCAGAAAGACGGAGCAUGGAGGAUCAGAUCGAAAGACUGAAAAGGGAGAAAGAAGGCCUUCUUGCGGAGUUACAGAACCAAGAGCAAGAACGGAAAGAUUUCGAGCUGCAAGUAAUGACAUUGAAAGAUCGGUUACAACAUAUGGAGCAACAUCAGAAAUCAAUAGUGGCAUAUGUUUCACAAGUUUUGGAAAAACCAGGACUUUCUCUAAACCUCGAAAACCAUGAGAGAAGAAAAAGAAGAUUUCAAGAGAAUUCUCUUCCUCCAAGCAGUUCACACGCAGAACAGGUCGAAAAGUUAGAAUCUUCUCUAACUUUUUGGGAGAAUCUUGUAUCGGAAUCAUGCGAAAAGAGCGGUAUGCAGUCAUCAAGCAUGGAUCUUGAUGCAGCUGAGUCAAGUCUCAGUAUUGGCGAUACCCAACCCAAAUCAUCAAAGAUUGAUAUGAACUCAGAGCCACCCGUUACCGUUACCACACCUGCUCCAAAAACAGGGGUGAACGACGACUUUUGGGAACAAUGUUUGACAGAAAACCCGGGAUCAACAGAGCAACAAGAAGUUCAGUCAGAGAGAAGAGAUGUCGAUAAUGAUAAGGGUAAUACGAUUGGAAAUCAAAGGACGUUUUGGUGGAAUUCAGGGAAUGUAAAUAACAACAUUACAGAGAAAGCUUCUUGAUAUGAAUGAGGUUUUUGUAAAAUAGAUUUUUCUUUUGUUACUUCCUCUGAGAUUAUUGUAUUCGUGUUCAUUAUUUAUUACUACUCUGUUUCUCUAAAACCAAAUAUAUCUCUAUUGUUCGAGACA
This is a messenger RNA of Arabidopsis lyrata subsp. lyrata, 1661 nucleotides long. Its product is annotated as heat stress transcription factor A-4c. The record is from RefSeq and is a predicted model, not a curated record. NCBI's taxonomy places the organism in Eukaryota, Viridiplantae, Streptophyta, Magnoliopsida, Brassicales, Brassicaceae. Gene Ontology annotation, biological process: regulation of transcription by RNA polymerase II. Gene Ontology annotation, cellular component: nucleus. The coding region runs from base 498 to 1535 and encodes 345 amino acids. The transcript has 3 exons. Gene Ontology annotation, molecular function: RNA polymerase II cis-regulatory region sequence-specific DNA binding; DNA-binding transcription factor activity.